This is a messenger RNA of Cryptomeria japonica (Japanese cedar), 636 nucleotides long. RefSeq lists its product as uncharacterized. The transcript is spliced from 2 exons. The record is from RefSeq and is a predicted model, not a curated record. Gene Ontology annotation, molecular function: RNA-DNA hybrid ribonuclease activity; nucleic acid binding. Bases 1 to 636 code for a protein of 211 amino acids. Lineage: Eukaryota; Viridiplantae; Streptophyta; Pinopsida; Cupressales; Cupressaceae.
AUGGCAAAAUCUUUAGGCCAUGUGAUCAAAUCCAACUUACCCACCAAACAUUUAGUAGGAGUCAAGAUCAACACCAAUUUUGUUGCCCUGCACCAGCAAUUUGCAGAUGACACUCUUCUCCUUGGGGCUGCUAAGGAUCCCCCCUCUAUAGGGACAAGCCCUAUUGCAAGAAAGAAUUCCGAAUGGUCUCCACCGAAUCAGGGGUGGCUAAAUCUUAACUUUGAUGGUGCCGCAAGAGGAAACCUAGGUGCUACUGGCAUAGGCUAUGUGAUCAGAGACCACAAAGUAAGAGAAGUAGACAGGAUUGCCAUGCCAUUACCCCCUGAUACCAACAAUAUUGUGGAAUUCAAAGCUCUUCAACUAGGCCUCAUAGAUUGCCUCAAUCAUGGAGUUAGGAAUAUAAUUAUUGAAGGGGAUUCUGCAAUUGCCAUUAAUGCAAUCAAGACAAAAAGCACCCCAAACUGGAGAUUGCAAGAUUUAUUGGAUAGCAUUCUCAAGAACCUAUCAAAACUGGAAAGCUUCAAUGCAAGGCAUGUAUAUAGGGAAGCUAAUACAGAAGCGGAUGCUUUGUCCGAAGUAGCUGCCGAGGGGGGGAAGAUUUAUUGGUGGGAGGACAACCUCUAUCCCUAUGGAUAA